This is a messenger RNA of Mus musculus (house mouse), 300 nucleotides long. RefSeq names its product S100 calcium binding protein, zeta (gene S100z). The transcript is spliced from 2 exons. The record is from RefSeq and is marked provisional. The coding region runs from base 1 to 300 and encodes 99 amino acids. Gene Ontology annotation, molecular function: calcium ion binding. NCBI's taxonomy places the organism in Eukaryota, Metazoa, Chordata, Mammalia, Rodentia, Muridae.
AUGCCCACCCAGCUGGAGAUGGCUAUGGACACCAUGAUUCGCAUCUUCCACCGGUACUCUUGCAAGGAGGGCGACAGGUUCAAGCUCAACAAGGGGGAACUGAAGAUGCUGUUACAGCGAGAACUCACAGAGUUCCUCACAUGCCAAAAGGAUCCCCAGUUGGUGGAUAAGAUAAUGCAGGACCUGGACGCCAAUAAAGACAACGAAGUGGAUUUUAAUGAGUUUGUGGUCAUGGUGGCAGCUCUGACGGUUGCGUGUAACGAUUACUUUGUAGAGCAAAUGAAGAAGAAAGGCAAAUAA